This is a messenger RNA of Papilio machaon (common yellow swallowtail), 3210 nucleotides long. RefSeq names its product microsomal triacylglycerol transfer protein (gene Mtp). NCBI's taxonomy places the organism in Eukaryota, Metazoa, Arthropoda, Insecta, Lepidoptera, Papilionidae. Bases 122 to 2740 code for a protein of 872 amino acids. Gene Ontology annotation, biological process: lipid transport; lipoprotein metabolic process. Gene Ontology annotation, cellular component: Golgi apparatus; endoplasmic reticulum; basolateral plasma membrane. The transcript is spliced from 13 exons. The record is from RefSeq and is a predicted model, not a curated record.
UUGACAUUUCAGUAUCCGUUAUCCGGUCGGCGCUUGCGCAUAGAAGAAUAUUUAUCAUGUUCUAAAUUUUAUAGUUUUUGUUUUAAAUUUAAAAGAAAUAAAUUUCAAUUCAAUAAUUAAUAUGAAUAUAAUCACGAUAUUAGGGGCGCUUUUAUCUAGCGGAACAACUUUUGUUGGACCAUCGUCAGUGCCCAGAGGAGAAUAUGGAGAAAUUAAAAUAUUCCAGUCGCCGGCAACAUACAGCGUGGAAAGUAUGGUCCUGUUGAAUGACGUUAGCAGGCAGGAUAAGGAGGUUGGAUAUAAAAUCGCCGGUAGUUUGGAUGUUCAGCCCGUAUGGGGCAUUGACUCAGACUUCCUUUUGAAAUUCACUUUAAACUCUCCAAAAUUAUUAGCAAGAGGGAAACUAGUGACUGCAGAUUAUUUACCUAUUAAAUCUAUAUGGGAUCCUUAUUAUAAGACUGAAUUCUAUGCCCAUUGGAAAAAUGGAAUCAUCACUGACACCUAUUUGAAUCCUGAUGAAGUUACUGAUAUAUUGAAUUACAAAAAGUCUUUAAUAAGUCUUUUUCAGCUUCAAAUCAUAGAUGGAGAACACAAUGAAAUUGAUAUUUCAGGGGAUUGUAAUGUAUUGUAUGAUUCUAUUUCUAUGCAAGUUAUCAGAAAAAUUAAGACAAAAUGUAAACAUCCAAAUAUGAAAGAUUCAACCGAAGGUAUAACAUCUCGUCGUCUCACAAGGUACACAUUGAGCGAGAAACUGGACGCAAUUGAUGAAGUGCAUGCUGAAGAAUUACAUACAACUGGCUAUAAGGAGUUAAACGCUGCUAUAAAAGCACGUGUUUGGAUGCGCUUACGUCGAGACGGUGUACCACGGACUACAGCAACAAAGUACCCUGAUCUAGAAACUGCAUUAGCCGAGUUACCAUCAAAUCUGAAGCCAGUCCCAUUGCCUAUGCUCAUGACUGAUGAUAUACUUGAUGAUGAAUUGAGUUUAGAAGAAGCUAUAAAUGGUGCUGUGGUGGAGGGGGAGGAGGAGGAGGCAGGUGGGGGUGGCAGCGCACGCGCAGCGCAGGCGGGGCUGCGGGCACUGCGCGCGCUGCGCAAUGUGACACAAGAUAGGAUAGCUGCUUUACUGCGCGCGCAGCCUGACGCACGAUCCUUAACAGCAGUGUGUCGUGUGCUGGGUGCGGCGGGCAGUGCGCACGCGCACGCGGCCGUGUCUCUCGAGCUGCCAUUGGUGGAGCGCGACGCCCCGCCCCCCGCUACUGAAUAUCUGCACGCGUUAGCACUGGCACAUACACCUGAUGAGUCAGUAGUGGUGGAUGUACUCCGGCUGGGUACGGAGGCGAGAUCGGAGGUGGUGCGCGAGGCGGCGCUGCUCGCGGCUGCAGCGGGCGCGGCACGGCUCGCGAACCACGCUCCACACGUCACUGAAACUGUGCGGGAUGCGCUCUCCAAACAACUAGCGCGAUGUCUUGAUGAGGAAUGCCGUGCUUUAGUAGCGCGAGCAUUUGGCAACUUGCAGCGCGAGGACACAGCUGAGUUACUCCUCGAGCAAGCUGAACGUGGCGGAGGUGCAGCAUUACAUGCGCUUCAAGCACUACAAGCGCUACCAGCUACAGCUAUAGGACCGGCGAGACAACGUCGCUUAGCAGCGCUGGCGUCUAGUCUACGACCGUUGGAAGUGCGUGCUGCAGCGCUGGAUCUGUUCUUAGUGCGGGCGGCGCCGCUGCCUCCACCGUUAGUGCUGGCGCGGCUGUCGCGCGAGCUGCACGUGCAUGCGCCAGUCGAGCUGCGCCGGCUGUUCUGGCAACGCGCGCUACAGCUCGCGGAGGAACAUAAACCGCUAGCAGAUGUACUGGCCAUGUUGUCUCCGGAACAACGCGGCUGGAAUGCUUUAGCACUAUCCGGUACAUCAUCAGCGCUGGUGCGACCAUUAGGUGUGUUUGGUGUAGGUGGGGGGAGGUUGGAGUCGCUGCAGCUGACACCAGGAGGAGUGCUACGUCGCGGUACUGUACGUCUGGAUGUGGAAGGAACACCAGCACCACUGCUCGCUAUAGAGUUAUGGACGCGUGGUCUUGAGUCGUUGACGGGCGGAGCUAAGAGUUCCGAGGGUGUGGCAGAAGGUGGGGCCGAGGGUGUGGAGGAAGACAUGAGUGGUGGUCUGGCGCUGACUGUGGGCGGAGCGCGACUACCAAGUGUUACACUUUUUGAUGGACAGGCGCAGUUGUUGGGUCACGUGUGGUCGGGUACAGGCAGCACGCCGACGCCGGUGUUGCGCGCGCUGCAGCCGCUGAGCACGCGCAGCUCCACACUGCCGCUGCUGGCUGCAGGCGUGCUGCACGUGCAUUGCGACUCGGCGAUAGCACUCGCCUUAGACGCACAGGCGCAGGUAUCGUUGUGGUCUCGCACAGCACUGUCGGAGUUAGAGCUACGUGUGGGCGCAGUGGGCGGAGUGCGCGGGGAAUUGCGCCUAGUGGGCGGAGCACUGCGGGCCCACGCCCACCACACCGCAGAGCCACGCCUACGCGUUGCCGCACAUCUAGACUUCUACGACCGCAUGGCGCUCUGCGUGAAAGUCUCUACUGAGGAUCAUGUGCGCAGAUCAAACACCACACUGCAUUCUGAAUUGGGCAGUACACAACGUAAGGUACAUCGAGAGAGAUUACUCGCGGGCCCGCAUCCCGGCCGCACGCUCGCACUCGGACCACUCAACGACGCCGCCUGUAACACGCUGCUCGCAUAACUAGCACGCGAACACGCACCUCACCUCAUGUCACGUACAGGGCGUACGUUGCAGUGUCACGUGAUGUCACGUACACGUCGCAGUGUUACAUAACGUUAUGUGCACGUCACAUUGUCACAUGACGUUAUGUGCACGUCACAGUGUCACAUGACGUUAUGUGCACGUCACAGUGUCACAUGACGUCACGUACACGUCGCAGUGUCACAUGACGUCACGUGCACAUACGUGUCGCAGUGCUUCGCUCUGUGAAAUGAAACGCCAAAGCGCUAUAUACCAAAUAUUGUGCAACUAUUCAAGAAAAUUAACAUUCCUAUUAACUCGCAUUUAAAUACGUACAGUAGGAUAGUAGCGCUGGCUUGGCAUGGGCCGUUUUGGCACACUGGCGCCAGUUUGUGUUUACAUUAUGCCAGUACUGAUUUAUAGCGCUACUCCAACUGUACUGGCUAAAUUUAAACCCGACAUUUUUUUCG